GUGAAAGAAGGCACCAAGGGGCAAAGUAUCAGGCGAGCCCCGGGAGAAGACCGAGGGCAGGGGGAUCGGAAUGGCGACGGUCACCAAUUUUUGCAUUCUAAGCUCACCCAAGACAAAGCAGGCGUCCUUGGCUCCGACGGCGACAAUUCUUCCCUCCCUUCCUGCUGCCACCGCCGCCUUCCCCGCGAAGGCGUCCUGGGGAAUCCGACGGGUGUGCGGUAAGCCCAACCUCAGGGAGCGGGAGCUCCACAGUGGCCCCAGGAGGGUGUCGGUGGUGACGAGGGCAGUUAGGAAGCUAGAAGAAUCGGAAACCAUAUCAAUAGAGGCGGAGUCCACCGGGCAGGUCCCCUCGCUGUCGGGUGUUUACGCGGUUUACGACAAUGAAGGUACACUUCAGUUCAUCGGGAUAUCGAGGAACAUCGCCGCCAGCGUUUCCACCCAUCUGAAAACCGUUCGUCACCUCUGCAGCUCCGUUAAGGUUGGCAUAUUGGAGGAUCCAGAUCGAUCAGCCCUAGUUGAUGCAUGGAAGUCGUGGAUGGAAGAACACAUUGCAGAAACAGGGAAUGUCCCACCAGGAAAUGAAUCAGGCAACUCGACAUGGGUGCGCCAACCCGCUAAAGCCAAACCCGACCUCAGGCUGACACCAGGUCAUGGAAAACAAUUGACAGUGCCGCUGGAGGAGUUGAUCGACAAACUGGUCAAGGAGAUAGAGGUGGUGGUGUUCAUCAAAGGAUCGAGGAAUGCUCCUCAAUGUGGUUUCUCACAGAGGGUGCUUGGAAUUCUCAACUCUCAUGGCGUUGAUUAUGAGAGCGUCAAUGUUCUUGAUGAAGAAUACAACUUUGGACUAAGGGAGGCGCUCAAAGAGUACAGCAACUGGCCCACCUUCCCACAGAUCUUUGUGAGGGGUGAGUUGAUUGGUGGGGCUGACAUUCUUGCCUCCAUGGAAGAAAAGGGCGAACUUGCUUCACUCUUCAAUAAAUAACAAUUUCCAGUUAUCUACUUCCAUUUCAUGUGCCACUUUUUCAGGGUGCUAUGCUGUCAUCUAUGAGUGCUCCUGCAAACGCAAACACCCCGUAAUUCAUUAUGCUUAUGGUA
This is a messenger RNA of Nymphaea colorata (pocket water lily), 1095 nucleotides long. RefSeq names its product bifunctional monothiol glutaredoxin-S16, chloroplastic. The record is from RefSeq and is a predicted model, not a curated record. Bases 71 to 982 code for a protein of 303 amino acids. NCBI's taxonomy places the organism in Eukaryota, Viridiplantae, Streptophyta, Magnoliopsida, Nymphaeales, Nymphaeaceae. The transcript has 2 exons.